AUGGGCUCCGUUGCGCAGAUCCCCAAGACCAUGAAGGCGGGUCAAUAUGACGUCGACCUGAAGAAGGUGGUGGUAAACGAGGUCCCCGUGCCGGUGCCGGGUCCCAAUGAAUUCCUCGUCAAGAUCCGCUCGGCCUCGCUCUGCCACAGUGACAUGAUGGCCAUCAAAGACGCCCAGAAGACCGUGACGCUAGGCCACGAGGGCGCCGGCCACAUCGUCUCCUUCCACCCCUCGGUCGAGGGCAAGGGCUUCAACCUCGGCGAUGCCGUCGGCUUCCUCUACAUCCGCGGCUGCUGCUUCACCUGCGCCGGCUGCCAGGUGCACAACCUCCACUGCGAGACGGGCAAGCAGCUCCUCCAGGGCUUCGCCGCCGACGGCUUCUUCGCCGAGUACGCCCUGGUCGACUACCACAACGCCGUGGUGCUGAACGAGGCGAAAUGGAACAUGGACGCCGCCAGCGCCGUCUUCUGCGCCGGCAUCACCGCCUUUCACUCCGUCGACAGCUGCGAACUCAACAAGGGCGACUGGUUCGGCGUCGUCGGCUGCGGCGGCCUCGGCCAGCUCGCCACCCAGUACGCCCACGCCAUGGGCCUGCGCGUCAUCGGCAUCGACGUCGCCGACGCCAACCUCGAGGAGGUCAAGAAGCAGGGCGCCGAGGCUACCUUCAACUCCCGCGACGACCCGGACUGGGCCGACAAGAUCAAGAAGCUCACCGGCGGCGGCGUCCACGCCGUCGCUGUCUACACCAACGUCCGCCCCGCCUUCGUCUCCGCUACCACCUGCCUUCGCCUCGGCGGCACCUUCAUGAUCAUCGGCGUCCUCGACGAGCCCCUGCCCGUCAAGGUCAUGGACCUCCUGCUGGGCAAUUACAAGAUCAAGUCCGACAGCACCAGCAUCCCGCAGCGCAUGGGCAAGGCUGUCGCCUUUACCGAGGAGCACGGCAUCAUGCCCGUUGUGAACAUCAGGAAGGGCCUGGAGGAGCUCCCGGCCAUGGUGGCGGAGAUGCAACAGGGCAAGGUACGGACCAGGCAGGGCAUUGCCUUUAAAUAG
This is a messenger RNA of Sodiomyces alkalinus F11, 1050 nucleotides long. Its product is annotated as alcohol dehydrogenase. The record is from RefSeq and is a predicted model, not a curated record. Gene Ontology annotation, molecular function: oxidoreductase activity. The transcript has 2 exons. Bases 1 to 1050 code for a protein of 349 amino acids. Lineage: Eukaryota; Fungi; Ascomycota; Sordariomycetes; Glomerellales; Plectosphaerellaceae.